CGUGAAUUUUGAUCCUGCGAGGCCACAAAUACCAUCGAAUUCGCCCUAUUCGCUUGACGUUUCCCGAGAAAUCAGCUUCAAACUCCAAUCCCUCUCAAUUUCUUCUCUCCUCACCUUGCUUUCACAAAAACACAAACACAGACGCCCUUUUUUCCCCCCCUUCUGCCACAAAACGAGGUGAGAAUAAAGUGCGUGGUUUACGACGUCGCCAUAGACUGGAAAGAAUCAGAGAAUGGUUUCCUAUGUUAACAUUCUGCUGUACGGAGUUGGGGGCUUAGUGGUGGCCGGUAUGGCAUUGCUGGUGGCGUUGCAGGAGAAGCUUGUGUACGUGCCCGUCGUGCCUGGCCUCACCAAAUCCUACGCCAUCACUCCCGCUCGCCUCAGGCUCACUUACGAGGACAUCUGGCUCAGAUCCUCCGAUGGCGUGCGUCUUCACGCCUGGUUCAUCAAGCUCUUACCUGAGUGUCGAGGUCCAACCAUUUUGUUUUUCCAAGAAAAUGCUGGAAAUAUUGCUCAUCGUCUUGAAAUGGUGCGCAUAAUGUUGCAGCGGUUAAAUUGCAAUAUUUUCAUGCUUUCAUACCGAGGUUAUGGAGCAAGUGAUGGCUAUCCUUCACAGCAUGGUAUUACUAUGGAUGCUCAGGCUGCAUUAGACCAUCUUUCUCAAAGGGACGAUGUUGACACAUCUAGAAUAGUUGUAUUUGGAAGGUCACUUGGCGGCGCUGUUGGAGCUGUGCUAGCAAAAAAUAACCCUGAUAAGGUUGCGGCACUGAUACUGGAGAAUACUUUUACAUCAAUAUUGGAUAUGGCUGGUGUUUUAUUACCUUUUCUGAAGUGGUUUAUUGGAGGAAGCAGCUCUAAAGGUCUUAAAAUUCUCAAUUUUCUUGUACGCUCUCCAUGGAAUACUGCUGAGAUUGUUGGCCAGGUUAAGCAGCCCAUCCUUUUUCUCUCGGGGUUGCAAGAUGAGAUGAUCCCACCAUCACAUAUGCGAAUUCUCUAUGCCAAGGCAGCUGCUCGUAAUAAUCGAUGUCUCUUCGUGGAAUUUCCUACUGGCAUGCAUAUGGACACAUGGCUAGCUGGUGGCGAUAACUACUGGAAAACAAUUCAGGACUUCCUUGAACAGCAUGCUUCAGGGGAAAGGGAAAGCAGUUCAACUACAAACAGUAACGAUAUUGGGGCGAGGUGAUUGGCUAUAAGUAGAUUAUUUCGAUGAUAGUAAUUCGCUAACUAAGGAUUCAAACAGUUUCUGCCCUAUGAAGUUAUACCCGCCUUGAGCUCUCUGUGAUGCCGGUGCCUGCCGCUCCAAGUCAGACUUUUUCAUGGCACAAUUUGGGUUGUGGAUUACAGAACUUGGAAGAUGUGAGGCAAUUUAUGAUUCCUUUUUCUUUAAUGUACUGCUACCUGAUGGGGUCUGGAUCCCUGCUGAACUCUGACAGAUGACAAUAUUAUAUAUAAAAUUUUGCCAAAGGUAAUAUGUAUCUUAGCCUCAUGUUUGUCUAUAUACCUUUUGUUUUCCUUACGUUUUCACACUAUAGAUUCCAAAGCACACUUGGGCUA
Molecule: messenger RNA, 1554 nt
Organism: Neltuma alba
Lineage: Eukaryota; Viridiplantae; Streptophyta; Magnoliopsida; Fabales; Fabaceae
Product: alpha/beta hydrolase domain-containing protein WAV2
Exons: 8
Coding region: 233-1183 (316 amino acids)
Biological process (GO): proteolysis
Cellular component (GO): membrane
Molecular function (GO): serine-type peptidase activity; palmitoyl-(protein) hydrolase activity
Source: RefSeq, a predicted model, not a curated record